Messenger RNA from Pelodiscus sinensis (Chinese soft-shelled turtle), 957 nucleotides. Its product is annotated as gap junction beta-4 protein-like. NCBI's taxonomy places the organism in Eukaryota, Metazoa, Chordata, Testudines, Trionychidae. The record is from RefSeq and is a predicted model, not a curated record. Gene Ontology annotation, cellular component: connexin complex. Gene Ontology annotation, molecular function: gap junction channel activity. Gene Ontology annotation, biological process: cell-cell signaling.
CUAUGGGAUUCCACAUUGUCAGCUCUGCGAAGCCCAGAGGACAGGAUGAAUUGGUCCUCGCUCCAGGAGCUCCUAAGCGGGGUGAACAAGUACUCCACGGCCUUCGGGCGCAUCUGGCUCUCCAUGGUCUUUGUCUUCCGCUUCCUGGUCUACGUGGUGGCGGCAGAGCAGGUGUGGAGCGACGAGCAGAGGGACUUUGAGUGCAACACGCGCCAGCCCGGCUGCUCCAACGUCUGCUACGACCGCAUCUUCCCCGUCUCCCACAUCCGCCUCUGGGCCCUGCAGCUCAUCCUGGUCACCUGCCCCUCCCUGCUGGUGGUCAUGCACGUGGCCUACCGGGUGGCCAAGCAGAGGAAGCACCAGGAGGCGGAGGGAGGGAACAGCCGCCGGCUCUACCCCAACCCUGGCAAGAAGCGGGGAGGUCUGUGGUGGACCUACCUGCUCAGCCUGGUCUUCAAAGUCACCGUGGACGCGACUUUCCUCUACAUCUUCCACCGGCUCUACGCCAGUUUCAGCCUGCCCCGCGUGGUGCGGUGCGCCGAGGCCCCCUGCCCCAACACGGUUGACUGCUUCAUCGCCAGGCCCACCGAGAAAAGACUUUUCACCUACUUCAUGGUGGCCACCACUGCCUUGUGCAUCCUUCUCAGUCUCUGCGAGAUGGCCUACCUGGUCACCAAACGCUGCUGGGAACUUGCCACUCGGCGCCAGGGCAGGAAGCGUGGGAGCAAACCUGCAGGCUGUUAUCACUGCACGCAACAGAGCCGGGUUCUUAGUGCACCAUCCUCAGGGCAGGCUCCACGUGGGUCUGUCCCUUUAGAUAGUGGGGAGGGUGCUGGUGAAGAGAGAGGAGGCUCACACGUUCUCUCUCUGCACUCAGGGUCUCCGGCACAGGCUCCAUCCAACAGUGCAAACUGCUCACCAGCUUACAGCCUGACUGAUGAAGUAAUCAAAGGCUGA